Molecule: messenger RNA, 937 nt
Organism: Drosophila subpulchrella
Lineage: Eukaryota; Metazoa; Arthropoda; Insecta; Diptera; Drosophilidae
Exons: 2
Coding region: 50-877 (275 amino acids)
Source: RefSeq, a predicted model, not a curated record
CAUUUCCAAAUUGUUAGUCUUCCUGGUAAGACCCUUUCCGGCCUGCAAAAUGUCCGCUCCGGAGAAUAGUUGUCGGCGCUGGAUCCAAAAAAAUUGGGUCGAUGGUCCCUGUAGGAAGUGCUUCGUGCCCUCCUGCGGUCCAUGCAUCGACUACAAGGUAUCAACGCCUUCAGAGAGCGUAGUCGAACCGCAGGCGAAUGUCAUACAGGCCACCAUCGAACCGGACGGUCCUGUGCGGCAGGAGAUCAACAUCCGGGCGGAGUGCAGCAAGGGUCGUCCGCUCCUGGAGUCCGACAAGGAUAAGCUCAGGUGCUGCACCAUGUGCGUGGCCCAGGAGCAGAAUCUUCGCCCAAAUCUCUGCUCGGCAGCGUGCAGGCCACUUCAGACCUAUUUGCAUCUGAAUGAGUGGACCAAGCGGCCCCUGCCCAAACCCACCUACAAACAUUCGGUUAUUCUGGACAAUAACACCAUGGUGGGUCGAUGCUUUCCAGUCAAAUUCCAGCUGAGACGCAUGAAGAACAAGUGCUUGGAUUGCGGCAACGAGCUCUACUACCGGUAUCCCAUCACGAACAACAGCGACCUCUUGCUUAUAAAGAACUGCUGUGAGGUUGAGGUAUAUCCGGCCAAUAAAGUGGAAAAUAUGAACAAUGUGAGGGUGACAAAGAUAUCCGGAGCCAAGAAGUUCGCCAACAGUCUGCUGAAGGAGCAUUCCGAAUGUCGACUGUUUACCCUGGCCAGCCAAAUCCCGAAAGAAGAGCCACCUAAGGAUCUGCUUGCCAGAAGAAGUACGCGAAAGAGCCGGAAGAGUUCUAGGAAAAGUACCAGGAAAAGUUCAAGGAAAAGUACCAGGAAGAGUAGGAAGAGCAGUAAUAAAUAACAUAAAAUAUCAAAAUCUCUGACUGGACAAUAAUAAUUAAACAAAUUACACGGACAAUAA